AUGAUAUUGAUAAAUGGUAUAAUUGAGUACGACCAUAAACUAACAUCACUUCCAAGAUUUUUGUUAAUUCAACAAAUUGCACCGAAGAAAAGUUAUUGGAAUACAAUCUUAAUUUUCACAUUAAUUUAUUAUAUUACAUUGACAAUAGUGCUUCUCAUCAUAUGGCCACCAAUGACUUUUAACAUAACUAUUAUUGGUUUGUAUUUUAUUCGGUUAGAAUUCAUCGUGGAUGUUACAGUUAUUUAUGCCUCAUAUUUUUUCCUACAACAAUUAGAGUAUAGAUUCCAAAUGUUGAAUGAUUCCUGGAAAUAUCUUCUCCCUGGAUUUCUAGCAGUUCCUAGAGAAUUGACACAUUCCAUAACAGAAAUGACGCUGGAUAAAAUACGGUUGUUACACGCAGAACUUUCGGACUUAUUGAGAUUAUUCAGUGUGGGUUACGGAAAAAUACUAUUAGGCUUCUUUGUAUUUAGUUAUAUUCAUAUGAUAAGUUGUUUUUUUUAUACUAUUCAUUUUGAUUUUAAGUUAAGGGAUGAAUUUCUCUUUAUAAAUUUUCUAAGAAAUUUCGCUCCUCACAUUUUCAACCUACAAAAUUUCUUAUUGGUCGUAGCCAUUACCAUCGCUGCAUCACAUGUUCAUGAAAAGAAACAGAAGAUGAUUUCACAUUUACGAUUAAUCAGGAUUUCAAAUUUAUCGACAAACCUAAAAAUUCAAGUUAAAUUGUUUAUGAACCAAAUAACAAUUUUUGAAUCAAGUGAAAUUACUGCUUUUGGAUUCUUUAGUAUAAAUUUAAAUCUUGUUGUAUCAAUACUAAUAUUACUUAUUACUGGUUUAGUAACAUUAAUACAAAUGAAGAAACAUCAAGUUUCAUUACAAACAAAACUAAGUUUAAAGAAUUUCCUACUAAAUGCUUAUAACGUAACAUCGAUCUAA
This is a messenger RNA of Myzus persicae (green peach aphid), 930 nucleotides long. RefSeq lists its product as uncharacterized. NCBI's taxonomy places the organism in Eukaryota, Metazoa, Arthropoda, Insecta, Hemiptera, Aphididae. The coding region runs from base 1 to 930 and encodes 309 amino acids. The record is from RefSeq and is a predicted model, not a curated record. Gene Ontology annotation, biological process: sensory perception of taste. The transcript has 5 exons. Gene Ontology annotation, cellular component: membrane.